This is a messenger RNA of Nanorana parkeri, 1820 nucleotides long. RefSeq names its product WW domain binding protein 11 (gene WBP11). The transcript is spliced from 13 exons. Gene Ontology annotation, cellular component: spliceosomal complex. Gene Ontology annotation, biological process: mRNA cis splicing, via spliceosome. NCBI's taxonomy places the organism in Eukaryota, Metazoa, Chordata, Amphibia, Anura, Dicroglossidae. The record is from RefSeq and is a predicted model, not a curated record. The coding region runs from base 57 to 1820 and encodes 587 amino acids.
UGCCCUUGUAUUUUUUUUUCUCAUCUGGGAGGCGGACGUAGGAAAACUCCGAAAUCAUGGGGAGGAGGUCCUCAUCUUCCACCAAGAGUGGGAAGUUCAUGCUACAUUUGUAUCAAUCCAGGAAGGAGGCGAGGAAGAGGGAGCUGAAGAAGAACAAGAAGCAGCGGAUGAUGGUGAGGGCGGCUGUGCUGAAGAUGAAAGAUCCCAAACAGAUCAUCCGCGACAUGGAGAAACUGGAUGAAAUGGAGUUCAAUCCCGUCCAGCAGCCGCAGCUCAAUGAGAAAGUCCUUAAAGACAAGCGGAAGAAGCUGAGGGAGACCUUCGAGCGGAUCCUGCGUCUGUAUGAGAAGGAGAACCCCGAGACGUACAAAGAGCUACGCAAGAUAGAGCUGGAGUAUUAUAUAAUAAUCCGGCCACUCGGUGUAUAUUAUCUGUCCGUGCAGAACGCUCAGCAUGUGGAGGUGGAGAGUAUUCCGCUGCCGGAUCUUCCUCAUGCCCCUUCUAACAUUCUCAUCCAAGACAUUCCUCUGCCCGGGGCUCAGCCACCCUCCAUUCUGAAGAAGACUUCUGCUUAUGGGCCUCAGGGGCGUGGCGUAUCUGUGACCUAUCCACCAGGACACGGCGUCCCUCGCCUACCACCGGGCAGAAAACCGCCUGGGCCGCCCCCGGGUCCUCCCCCACCCCACGUUCUGCAGAUGUACGGGCGUAAAGUCGGCUUCGCUUUGGACAACAUUUUGAGGAAGAAGGACGAUGAUGUGAGAUACAGCCCUGAUAGAGGUGACCGAGGUCACCACGACCUCUCUAGUUCCAGCGAAGACGAGGGCAACCCCAAUGAAAUGGAGCAGGAUAAGGACGAGGAGGAGGAUGGAAGCAGCGAUGAUGAUAGCGACAGCAUUCAGUCCGAUGGCCGGGACAGUGACGGGGGGGAGUACGCACAGCGAGACGCGGAGAGGAAAGGCGGCAAUGAACAGCAAGGAGGGAUCAACGUCCGCUUUUCUGACUCUUCAGAGAAAUCUCAUAAGAAGAAGAAGAAGCCAGUGAAGGACAUUACGCCACUUCAGGCCAUGAUGUUGCGUAUGGCGGGUCAGGAGGUGACGGAGGAGGACGAUGAACACGAAGCUGAAGACUAUUCAUCUCCCUCGUCGUCCGACGACGAGUCGGAGCCGGAGAAUGAGCAGCAGACCGAGGAUUCAAAAGGGGAGCGCACAGAAUCCGGCUCCACCUCCACGCAGGUGUCAGCGCCGCCGCCUGUUACCGUCCCGCCCCCGCCGCUGCAGAUGCCGCCAUCCAUAAUGACAGGACCCCCUCCUCUCGGCCCACCGCCACUUCGUCCUCCUGGACCACCUACAGGGAUGCCGCCCGGGCCACCUCCAGGGGCGCCUCCAUUCCUGAGGCCACCGGGUCUUCGCGGCCCACCCCCACGUCUGUUACCACCUGGGCCUCCACCGGGCCGACCUCCUGGCCCUCCUCCAGGUCCACCUCCAGGCUUACCGCCAGGUCCUCCUCCGCGUGGACCACCACCCCGCCUGCCCCCACCAACACCUCCAGGCAUGCCACCUCCUCCUCGGCCCAUGAUGCGUCCCCCGAUGGUUCCUCCUCCUGGCACCGCUCCCCCCGGCAUGUACCCGCCGACCCAGAUGGCCAACCCAGGCGUGCUGAGCGCGCCGCCCAGCUUGAUACAGAGACCCAAAUCGGACGAAAGCGGGGCCACCAUCGAGAAGAAGGCCACCGCCACCAUCAGCGCCAAACCCCAGAUCACCAACCCCAAAGCCGAGGUCACGCGCUUCGUACCCACCGCCCUCCGCGGCUGCAACAACUAA